GCGGAGUUCUGGGAUCGGCGCUGGACGCUCCUCCCUAGCGCGCCUCCGGUGCCAGGGGCGGCGCCGGAGGCGCCACCCUUCGGGCCCAGCGCCGAUCCAAGAAGUCCGCGCGGGCCCCGGAGAGUGCAUGUUUCUGCACUUUCUGGUUCCUCGAGCCAGGGAUGGAGUCUGUGCCGAGUGACGUGCUCACAGUUCUGGAUCCUCGAGACCCUGUGGGCUCUGAAGGUGCACAGAUGCGGCCAUCACCGGCGCUUGCCUCUGCAGGGGGUGCUGUGGCUGCUGCCGAGGGGGCUCGGCCACCUCGGUCACCGCCGACUGCGCUGGCUCGACCGCUGCAGCAGGUGCCUCUGCGAGAAGCGAGGGGUGCCGGUGCCCCCGCAGGUGCCCAAACAUGCAAUGUGCCGUGGCUGCCACCAGCCCAACAUGCGGCAGCGGCAGAGAGGUUUCGAUUUGACCCCCAGGGAUGCAGCGCCAUGCUCGACGUCUCUGCUCCCAAUUGCUUGCGGUGCGUUGCCAACGCGACCCGUUCAUCGCAAGGUGUCUGUUUCCUUGACCCUCCGAUUGCACAGGGGCAGGUCGUGGAGGUUCGUUUUCGUUUCGACAACAAGCCAGGUCGCAUGCGGUAUUUUCUUGGUGUCGCCCGACAGCGGUUCGCCAGUGACGCUUGCGACAUAGACCUGCGGAAAGCAGGCUGGUCGAUUGAGAACUUGUAUGCAUCGCCACACUCGGAGGGUUCAGCCUGCACGUUGAAGGCUGCGCCCAUUUUCCACACGGGCAGCGUUGUUACACUUGCUGUGGACCUGCGGGACUCGCAGAAGCCCGAAGUUCGAUUUUCGGUUGACACGACAGGCGUUUGUUUAUCUGCCAGGCUGCCAACGAGAGGGCUGCACAGUGUCAUCCCAUGGAUCUCCUUGUACAACCGCGGCGCUCAGGUCACGCUUCUGGACACGGCCCUGAAGGUUUCGAGUCCCCACGUGUCGCAUCCGUGAGAAGGAAGCGCCGCAA
Molecule: messenger RNA, 1005 nt
Organism: Prorocentrum cordatum
Lineage: Eukaryota; Dinophyceae; Prorocentrales; Prorocentraceae
Source: the annotation of a GenBank genome assembly